UGCUGCUGCUGCUGCCGCCGCGGGUGUUGCUGCUGCUCCAGCCGGCGCUCCGUCCUCCCUCCCCGGCAGCGCCAUGCGAGCCGGGCCGGCGCUGCUGGCCGUGCUGCUGGGCUGCGCUCUGGCCGCCGAGCCGCGGCUGCAGCGGGGCAGGCCCAAUGUGUGCCCAGUGCUGGAGCUGGCUCUGGUGGGACACCAGGAGCCCUGUGUUCAGUCCUUCAGUCGGAUGGUCAAGAUGUGGAAGCAAGGCUGCACAAAGAGGAGGUGGUGUGUGAGCUAUGAGAGAAGGUCUGGCUACUACACGGUUUACAAGCAGGUGUACAGGAUGGAGCAGCAGACUGUCUAUAAGUGCUGCCCUGGCUGGGCCCAGCAGGACGAUGAACCCGGCUGUCUGCACUUGCUCUGCACUGCUGGCACUUGCUUCAAUGGAGGGAAAUGCUCUGAAGAGGGACCCCAGGUGUGCCAGUGUCCUGCAGGAUUCCAGGGGCCUCGCUGCCAGUAUGAUGUCAACGAGUGCAGCACGGGGAACGGCGGCUGCCACGACCGCUGCUGCAACACCAUCGGCAGCUACCACUGCAAGUGCCCAGCUGGCCAGAGGCUGGGGGAAGAUGGAAAAUCCUGUGCAGACGUGGAUGAGUGUGAGGUGCUGAACGGAGGCUGCCAGCAGGGCUGUGCCAACACCCCGGGCUCCUUCCAGUGCCAGUGCCAGCCGGGAUUUCGGCUCCACGCCGACGGGCGCACCUGCCUCGCUGUCAAUUCCUGCAGCAUUAACAACGGGGGCUGUGAGCAGGACUGUGUGCAGCUCAGUGAGGACCACUACAAGUGCCAGUGCCAGCCAGGCUACCAGCUGAAGACAGAUGCCAAAUCCUGUGAAGUGAUAGACCCCUGCACAAGUGGGAAUGGAGGAUGUUCACAAAUCUGUCAGAAUGAGAGAGGAAUUGCAAAAUGCGGGUGUCAUCCAGGGCAUUCUCUUGCUGCAGACAAAAAGUCCUGUUUAGACGUGGAUGAGUGUGCCGAGGGCAGGGCCAGGUGUGCCCAUCGCUGUGUGAACACCCCGGGCUCCUUCAGCUGUGCCUGCAGCCCCGGCUUCGAGCUGGGCGCGGACGGGCGGCGCUGCUACCGCAUCGAGAUGGAAAUCGUGGACAGCUGCCGGGACGGGAACGGCGGCUGCGAGCACGGCUGCGAGCACACGGCGGCGGGGCCGCGCUGCUCCUGCCGCCGCGGCCACCGCCUGGCCGGGGACGCCAAAGCCUGCCCAGAUGUGGACGAGUGUGAGACUGGAGAGUCCUGCUGCUCCCAGUUCUGCAUCAACUACGCGGGGGGCUACGAGUGCGCCUGCAAGGCGGGGUUCCAGCUCAGCGCCGACGGCUGCGCCUGCGACGAUGUGGAUGAAUGUCGUCUGGAUAAUGGCAACUGUGACCAUUUCUGUGUGAAUUCCCUGGGGUCCUACGAGUGUGCCUGUAAGGAGGGUUACAGGCUUGGGGAUAGCAGAUGGGCCUGCGUGGCCCUAGGUGAGGAGGAGGCGGAUGCAGAGGAGGCAGCAGGGCUGGCUGGGGCCCCGGGGCUGCAGUUCCGAGGGCCCCCCCAGCUGCUCCGCUUCGCCCUCGGGGCCCUGGCCGAGGAUGGAGACCCCCGAGGAGAGCUCACCCUGGUGCACAGGGUCGUGUGCCUGGGUGACACGUUUGGCCAGGACUGCAGCCUGAGCUGUGAGGAUUGUCUGCACGGGGGCCGCUGCAACAGCGAGCGCAGCGGCUGCGUCUGCCCGCCCGGCUGGGCUGGCGUCAUCUGCAACGAGACCUGUCCCCCUGGCACGUUCGGCAGAGGCUGUGCUGGAGUCUGCGGCUGCCGCAACGGAGGCCGGUGUGACCCCGGCACGGGGCAGUGCCGCUGCCCGCCCGGCGUGCAGGGCCAGCUCUGCGAGGACGGUUGCCCAAAAGGUUUCUUUGGGAAGAACUGUAACAAACCAUGCAACUGUGCCAACAAUGGCCACUGCCACAGACUGUAUGGAGCCUGCCUGUGUGACCCUGGGCUCUACGGCCGCUUCUGCCACCUCACCUGUCCGCGGUGGGCGUUCGGCGCGGGCUGCUCGGAGGAGUGUCAGUGUGUGAAGGAGCACACGCUGGAGUGCAGCCCCAGGAACGGCUCCUGCACCUGCCAGCCCGGAUACCACGGCAAAAAGUGCCACAAAGAGUGCACCCCAGGGUUUUAUGGGGCUGGCUGCAAACUGAGAUGCAGCUGCCCUCCUGAUGUUCUGUGUGAUCCUGAGACAGGAGCCUGCAAACAUCCAUGUCCAGCUGGGUUUCAUGGAGAAAAAUGCCAUUUGUCUUGUCAGCCUGGCAGCUUUGGGAUGGGCUGCAGGCAGAGGUGCAGCUGUGGAGGAGCCCCGUGUGAUCCGAGGACAGGGCAGUGUGUUUGCCCAGCUGGGAAGACUGGUGCUGCCUGUGAGCAAGAUUGCCCAGAUGGCCAGUGGGGACCAGACUGCCAGAACUCCUGCGAGCCCUGCGCCAACGGGGGACAGUGCAACAGGGAAACUGGAGCCUGUGACUGUCCCCCUGGCUACAUUGGGCCAUCCUGCUCUGCCACCUGCCCCGAUGGGCACUACGGACAGGGCUGCCUGUGGCUGUGCAGCUGUGGCAGCAGUGCUCAGUGUCACCACGUCACUGGAGAGUGCUCCUGUCCCCCGGGCUGGACUGGCCACGACUGCAAACACCCCUGCAGCAGCGGCCGCUGGGGCCGGGGCUGCGCCAACUCCUGCGCCUGCCGCGGCUGCGACCCCGCCACGGGCGCCUGCUCCUGCCAGCCGGGACUCACCGGGCGGCACUGCCAGCUCAGGAAGUGGUGCCCCGAGGGGAGCUUUGGCCCGGGCUGUGAGUCCAGCUGCCAGUGCCAGCACGGAGCUGCCUGCGACCACGUCAGCGGAGCCUGCACCUGCACGGCGGGCUGGACAGGAACCUUUUGUGAAAGAGCUUGUCCAGACGGAUUCUUUGGGAUUGACUGCCACCAGGUGUGCAAGUGCAAGAAUGCUGCUGGCUGUGACCACGUUCUGGGCCUGUGCCACUGCCUGCCAGGCUGGCUGGGGGAGAGCUGCGAGCAGCCCUGCCAGGGGAGCAGCUACGGGCCGGGCUGCAGGAACACUUGUCACUGUCACAACGGAGCUCUGUGUCACCACGUCACCGGGGCGUGCCUCUGCAGCCCGGGCUGGAAAGGAGCCACCUGCCAAGAAGCCUGUCCCCGCGGGUGGUACGGAGCAAACUGCCAGCAGCGCUGCCUCUGCCACGGCCAGGCCACCUGUGACCCUGCCAGCGGCCAGUGCCAGUGUCCCCAGGGCUGGACGGGGACAGCCUGUGAGCUGGAGUGUGGGGACGGGCAGUUUGGAGAGGGCUGUGAGCAGAACUGCAGCUGCCACCACGGGGUGUGUGACCAGCCCUCAGGGAAGUGCCUCUGCCACGCUGGCUGGACUGGGGACCGCUGUGAUGUUGCCUGCCCCCCGGGAUUUUUUGGCCGGCGCUGCGAGGAGCGGUGUGACUGCGCCCACGGCUGGUCCUGCCACCCCCAGACCGGCGCGUGCCGCUGCCAGAGCGGCUGGCGAGGGAGGCACUGUGACAAACCCUGCCCGCCCGGCCGCUACGGCGCGGGGUGCGCGCACCGCUGCCGCUGCCCCGCCGCGCGGCCCUGCCACCGCCUGACGGGCGCCUGCCGAUGCCCCCCGGGACUCGCCGGCCACGGCUGCCACAAGACUUGUCCAGUGGGCACGUAUGGGCAGGACUGUCAAGGAGUGUGCCAGUGCUCUGCUGAGAAUCAGGAAUGUCACCCUGUCACCGGCCACUGCUCCUGCAGCCCGGGCUACCAUGGGGCCCACUGCCACCUCCGGUGUCCAGAAGGUACUUAUGGUUCAAACUGCCAAAAUCCCUGUAAAUGCAUGAACGGAGGCCACUGUGACCCCGCGUCGGGAGCUUGUGAUUGCGCUCCCGGAUUCAUCGGAGCCAACUGCAGCAAAACCUGCCCUGAGAGCCGGUAUGGGAAGGACUGUGCCCAGCUCUGUGCCUGUGGCAAAGGGCAGUGUGACCCACGGACUGGCGAGUGCUCCUGUGCCCCCGGCCACACGGGCCCUGCCUGCCAGCAAGUGUGUCCCCAGGGACAGUAUGGCCCCAACUGCCACCUGAGGUGUACCUGUCAGAACGGUGGCAUCUGUGACCACGUGGAUGGCAACUGCACCUGCGGGCUCGGCUGGACAGGAAAAUCCUGUGAGGAAGAGUGCCUCCCAGGCAAGUAUGGGGCUGGCUGCUCCUUGGACUGCCCGUGCCAGCACGAUGGCACCUGUGACAGGUUCACAGGCUGCUGCAGCUGCCCCGAGGGCUUCUACGGCCACUCCUGUGAGCACGGGUGCCCCCUGGGAUUUUAUGGACUGGGCUGUCUUCAGGCCUGUGCCUGUAAAAAUGGAGCGAGCUGUGAUGCAGUGACAGGACAGUGCCAUUGUCCUUUGGGUUAUCAUGGUGUCCACUGUGAAAAAGGCUGUGCCAGGGGCUGGUUUGGUGAGGGCUGCCAGCAUCAGUGUGACUGUGGGGAUGCUCCUUGUGAUCCAGAGACUGGGAAGUGCCUUUGCCCACCUGGGAAGACUGGAGACAAGUGUGACAUUGGGUGCAGGGCGGACAGGUACGGCCCCGGCUGCUCCCUGCGGUGCCAGUGCGCCGGCAGAUCCCGCUGCGAUCCCCGCAACGGGAGCUGCGCCUGCCCCGGCUCCGGGAUGGGCCCGACCUGCAGAGAAGGUGGCCCUCCAAAGCUUCCUUUUUAUGAAGAACAAGCCCAAGAAAGAGGGAGUAUUUUUCCAAGAGCUCUACAACAGUAACAUUUGGACUAAUAAAUGAACUGUUUUAUAUGCACAGACGGUAUUUGAAUUUGGAUAUGAAAACAGUUAUUCAAUUCAGCUUGAAUUGUACUGAAGUAUUCACACUUCUUAUGGAAGACUACAGAGGCCAUUUAGUAGCUGGAUCCUUUUAAAGAGUUGAAUCUGUUUCAUGUGCUCAUUCCUAGCCUCUUGCCCCUCCAUUAAUCUACUCUGGACAUUCUUUCUGGUAUUAAUAUAAUACAUUGCUUGAAAGCCUGGACAUGUUUUUAAUCAGACCAGCUCCAAAGAGUAUCAGGAUAAGCAGCGUGUAACACAUCACCAUGGAAUGAGCCACGCUCCCUAUCAGGGACUUUCUAAACCCACUUGACAACCAGCACCAAGUCUGAGUAUUCCACAGAUUAUUUCUCUUCAGAUUCAUUGCAAAAUCAUAUUGCACAGAAACUAGAGGGAUUCAUGAAGUUAAUUCCUCUUUGAAUAAAGUGGUUCUGGAGAAGCAUGCAGUCUAAUUUUGAACUUGCAGCUGAAGAAGAAUCCACUACAAUCCGACAAGAGUCCUCAAUAUAUUGUUAAUUUAUUUAAGAGCAUCUUCUGGAUUUCUAGUGUGGUUUGACUGAUUGGAAGGUCUCUGUCUGAAUCUGUCUUCCAAAGAGCAUGGCGUCAUCUUCCAGGCUCUCCUGGAAUUCUGUGUUCUCACAUCUUACCAGAUAAAUUUCUCACUCAGUGGGUUGUGCAGCACUUCUCAUCAAAGAGUAACUGCUAAUGCAGAAGAGGUUUUAUCUUGAAUGGAGAAAGCAGAUAGUAACCAAGGAGAGAUGCUUAAAGAUACUAUCUUUGGGGUUUGUGCUUUUAUUGAGCAAUUUGGUUUUUUUAUCAAGUCAUCUCACAGCAUCUCCUGAUACCAUUCAACAGCUGCUGGUGGCCACCUCAUAGAACGGAGACAUUUGGUGCUAUUUUGUCUGUUUAGACAGGUUUUGCCUUUGAUAUAGAACUAUGUCAUUAUAAAGAAAUUUAUGUUCUGUAUUUUAAUAUUCUGAGAUAACCAGACUAAAAGUUUUCAGUGCCUCUUUAUACCUCGCUUUAGGUUGGGAGUUACAAAAUCUGUGUAGUAACCACUUGAUUCUGACUGUAUCAAAAGUCCACUCUAAGAAGGGGCAUCAGGACAGUGGUAGACACAGAGCAUGGGCAGUUCCAGCUCUUGUGCUGACACUCCAUUCACCACCAGAGCAAACUGCAGCUCUGAAAGAGCAGGAUUUUGUUUUGUAAGAGAAAAGAAAAAUGACAUUAAUUGAUGGUAAUUUGGGAUUUUUGGAGAAGUUUGUUGUUGUGGUUGGGUAGGUGAUGAGUUGGUGACGUAGGAUCCAGGAGGUUGGAUGGGAAGGUGAGGUCACAAUUAUUCAUCACUUCGUAGGUAUUGAAAGUAAAGGUAUUUGUGAAUGCAUCAAAAUUCAUUAAAUAACUGUGCUUUCAGCCAGAAAAUCACUGGGGCUGAUUCUGAUCCCUUUUCAUUUCUUCUGUAGAGCUCAAUGAAUGUCACUGGAAAGUUCAUUCAAUGUAAAUGUGGCAAAAUAACAGUCCCAGAAGUGUGUGACUCUCAGCAAGGAAGUGAUAUUUUAAAUGUUCUUUUGGAGGUGUGAUGGCCUGAGUCUGAUCCUACAGUUAUGUGAAUUUUGGGCAGUUUCAGCUGGACAGGAACUUGCAAGGUAAAUCUCCUGUGAGACAAUGAGAUAUAGUCUUAGCAGCUGCUGGAGAAGAGCAAUUGAAGUUGAACAGUUGACAUAUUUUGGUCUUAGCUCUGUAUUUCCUGCAGAGCCAAACUACAACAGUAGUGCAGGUGUCACACUGCACUUAAGAUUUUUUUGUAGAAUCAUCAAGUGAAUAAAGCUGUAGAAAACCUCUGGAGGUCUGAGCUUCCCUUUAAAGCCUGGUCAGCUCCAGAGUCAAAUGUCUCAGAGAUUCAUCAUUCAAGUCAAAUUUCAGAGAUUCCUCCCACCUUGUUUAGAACAUCUCCAAGGAUGGAGAUCCCACCACCUCUUUUAACCUGUUCUAGUGGAGAUUUCAUUUUCUUCAUUUUUUUUUCCCCUGGUUUCUCAUCAGAAUUUCUUCAGCUUCAUCUUUGUUCCACUGCUUCUCAUCCUUUAAUUGUGGAUCUCUGAGGAACCUUUGGCUUCCUCUCCCCCAGAGCCCCCAUGGGGUAGUUGCUGCAGCCUUGCUCUUCUCUUCUGAAGACCCCCCCAUCCACUGGCCACAUUCCAGUUCCUCAGACAUUCCAGUUCAUCCCAGCUGCCCAGAGACUGGCGUGGUUACUCAGCAGCAUAAAACCCAUUACACUUCUGUUAGACAGCAGAAUGUAUCAAAUGUACUGUUUUUUUCUUAUUUUUGUAGAUUGAUGUGUGAUUUGAGCAGCUAAUCCAAGGGGAAACCUUUCUCAAGCCAUAUUAUUUACACUCAUGUAUACUUGUUUACAUUUUCUACAGUAUCUUGAUGAUAGAAUUGUAAAUAUGCAGUAUAAGGAAAUAAAAGAUUUUUGUAUGACGUGUUUUUAAAGGAUGUCACGACUUUAGGUACAUGAUGAAACACAUAUUUUAAGUGACUGAUACUGAGCCUAUGCCAAUGAAUUAAGGGCCCAAGUAGAUCUGCUUUGGGAAAUAUUUCAGCAAACUUUUUUAAAAUCAAAAAAUGCCAAUUCAUACAAACCACUCCAUAUGCAAUAGGCUUUUUUAUUCAAAAUGCUUCUUGGCUUUAUGUUAUUACCUUGGGAAAAGAAGUUCACUUCAGUUCCAUCAAACAGACCAUUCUGAUUUGUGGCUCUGCAUGACUUUUUGUUCCAAAGCAAAAUGCAGUCAUAUACAGGUAAAAAUCAGAAUUAAAGAUUUCAUAAAAAUCUUAAAAGAGGAAUUUUGAUUUGGGUAGUUGGAAUGUCCGAUCUUGGUUCUUACUUUUUUCAUAAGGUAGAGAAAAUGUUUACAAAAUUUUGUUUCUUAGAAGAGCCAGAACUUUAUUAACAACUAAUUAAGAAGUUUACUCUUUUUCUGAUAUUAUUGUUAUUAUUGUUAUUCUGCUCCUUACUACAGUUCAACACAUAUACCUGAUUCUUUGCCUACAAACUUUAUUAGACAGGAUGGAUUUUUUUUAAUGGAAAACUGACUAAAUCAGCUUUCCCAGAGAUUAAUUUAGUGGCAAGUGAGUGUAGUUGCUACUAAAUUAGCACAACUGUGCUUAUUUGCUUCAUCAGAUUCCAGUGCAAGAGUGUCAGGCUAAUGUAGUGCUGAGCACUGCACUGGGGCUUGUUGAAAAUGGAAGUUAAAAAUUCAGUGAAAAUGGGAUUUAUAGUUAAAUUGAUUCAGUGAAAAUGGGGUUCAUAGUUAAAUUGAUUCAGUGAAAAUGGGGUUCAUAGUUAAAUUGAUUCAAUGACAAUGGGGUUCAUAGUUAAAUUGAUUCAGUGACAAUGGGGUUCAUAGUUAAAUUGAUGUCCAUCUUCCUCUUGGUGAAGGCCUUUGCUGGCUCCCAGGGGGCUGAAGUUAAUCACACUUCCUGGAAGGGAGAGCUCUGUGUAUUCCUCUGUGGCACACUUGCACGUGCAGAUAGCUCCUUUCAGAAAGACACUGGGAUUAUUUCAGCCAUGCAGCUCCCGUGCCAAGACCCCCUCUCUUACCUUGUGUGUUCCAGAUAACUUCAGCUGGAGUGGGAAGGAGCUGAGUGUAACUCAGUGGGCCCAGCAGAACCUCACUUUCUGUGAAUUCAUGAAGCCAGGACAACAUGUUUUAAGUUAGAUUUCACUAACACUAUCCUCAUAGGAAAACAAUCAGAAUUUUAAAAAUUCCCCGCUUGCCCUGCCAAAAAUUAUUAUUCUACUUUUAUCCUUUUUAUGUUGAAGAACCAUAGCUAUUAAAGUUUGCCCAGAUUCCUUGCCAACCAUAUUAUUUUGAUUGGCUGCAGGUUUCUGUUUGUGUAAGUAAUAACCAGCAUAGUGUCAGGAGUUGCCAACGGGACAAACAUGGAAAUAAAACCUUCAUGUCCUUCCCAGAAGAGGCAAAGACACAUUUGGGAGCCAUCGUGGCUUCACUGUGCAGAUCAAACAGUGACUCUGUUAGAAUUUAGCUUCUUAUCAGAGCAAAGUAAAUCUUAGGAACAAUCUUUCAGAGUGCUGAUGGACCAAGAAACUUCUAUCCUCCCAUUCUUGUGUUAAUAUUUCUAUAUUUAGGCUAGUAACCUUCUCAGCCACCAGUUUUUGAAGGACUUUUCCUUCAGGUUGACCUGAGCAGCUUCAUGCAUGGGCUGCAAUUGUGCACAGUAAUUCUUUUGCAGGGUCACAGCUUUAAAUUCUGACACUGUGUAAAGCAAUUUCCAGCAGUAAACACCAAAUCUCAGCCUUGUAGAGCAUAAAUUGUUCGUUCUGUUCUUUUUAUUGCUCUUAAUAAGCACUUGCAUAGCAAUGUUAUGUCUCUGUGAAUUUGUAAUCCCUCUUCAAGAAAUGUGUGGGGUAUAUCUCAGAUUUGUACUGUACUUUUUGUUGUAGACAUGUUGUAGUGAAAGGAUGCUGAUUUUUUUUUUAUAUAUAUAUAAACAUGUCAUUAAAACUUGGUCUUGUUUUUCCCUUA
This is a messenger RNA of Lonchura striata (white-rumped munia), 9441 nucleotides long. NCBI's taxonomy places the organism in Eukaryota, Metazoa, Chordata, Aves, Passeriformes, Estrildidae. The record is from RefSeq and is a predicted model, not a curated record.